Gekko japonicus is the source of this 1753-nucleotide messenger RNA. RefSeq names its product AT-rich interaction domain 3B (gene ARID3B). The coding region runs from base 1 to 1731 and encodes 576 amino acids. Gene Ontology annotation, cellular component: nucleus; membrane. Gene Ontology annotation, molecular function: DNA binding; calcium ion binding. The record is from RefSeq and is a predicted model, not a curated record. The transcript has 9 exons. Lineage: Eukaryota; Metazoa; Chordata; Lepidosauria; Squamata; Gekkonidae. Gene Ontology annotation, biological process: regulation of transcription by RNA polymerase II.
AUGCCGCGGCGUCGGCAGCAGCGGCAGCACCAGCAGCGCGGGCGGGCGGCGUCGGCAGCGCAGCGCGGAGGCGCCAUGCCCCGGCCGUCCUUCCACCUGUGGCUCUUGCUGUGCUGGGCGGCGACGGGCUGCGGGGCGGGCGGCAGGCGCCUGCCUUCCUUCGGCGGCCACGUGGCGGAGAACCGGCCGGCGGGCACCCGGGUGAGCGGCCUGACCGUGCCGCUGACCCGCCUGGGGCCGGAGCCGUGGUGCGCCAAGGUGCAAGGGCGCCGCUGGCACCUGCGCCUGCUGGGCGAGGGCCACGCGCACUUCCAGGUGGCGCUGCACGCGCGCUCCGGCCAGGUGUGGCUGCGCACCCGGCGGCCCCUGGACCGCGAGGCGCGCGCCCUCUACGCCCUGCGCCUGGCCCUCUGCUGCAAGCGCUGCGCCGCCGGGCCCCCCCCCGAGCCGCCCCUGGCCCUCGCCGCCCCCGAGGACGCCCGGCCGGGGACCCUCCUGGCCACCCUGGGGCCCGCCGCGCGCUUCCCCUCGGCGCGCUUCGAGUUGGUCUCGCCCCCUCCCGACGAGGCCCCCGUGCGGCUGGACGGAGACACCGGCGAGGUUACUUUGGCCCGCGGCCUGGACCGGGAGACGGCGCCCCGGUGGGAGAUCAUCUGCCGCGUCCAGGAGAGAACAGAGCUGGGGUUGUACGAACUGGACGGCGACCCCGAGCGGAAGAAGUUCUUGGACGACCUCUUCGUUUUCAUGCAGAAAAGGGGAACGCCAAUCAACCGCAUCCCCAUCAUGGCGAAGCAGAUCCUGGACCUGUACAUGCUCUACAAGCUGGUGACCGAGAAAGGCGGGCUGGUGGAAAUCAUCAACAAGAAGAUCUGGCGGGAGAUCACCAAGGGCCUCAACCUUCCCACCUCUAUCACCAGCGCCGCCUUUACACUUCGCACACAGUAUAUGAAGUACCUCUAUGCCUACGAAUGUGAGAAGAAGUCCUUAAGCUCCCCUGCGGAACUGCAGGCCGCCAUCGACGGCAACCGGCGGGAAGGCCGCCGGCCCAGCUACAGCUCCUCCUUGUUCGGCUACUCCCCGGCUGCCACGGGGGGCCCGCCUUCGCUCCUGUGCCCCCCCAAGAUCCGCUUCCCCGUCGUCAGCCUUGCCCCCAGCGGCACAACCAGCAACCCUCACCUGUCUCCGGCAGCAGCUCUCAGGAAAGGCGAUGGUAUCCCCGUGACCGUGUCCACGCCAAAUCGCGUUGCCAUGCCCGUGACCCUGGCUAACCAGCAGGCCACCCUAGCGGCCAGGACGGCCACUCUGGAGCAGCUGAGGGAGCGGCUGGAGUCCGGGGAGCCCCCCGAGAAGGUCUCGCGGAUGACGGAGGAGGAGCAGCGGUUCGUCCAGCAGGCCCUCCAGCGCAACCUGUUCAGCAUGGCGCGGCAGCUGCCCAUGAAGAUCAAAAUCAACGGCCGAGAAGAUAAAUCAGAUUCAGGAGCGACGGCAGCCGCGGCGUUGAAUUGGACCCCGUCUGGCUUCGGAAGCAUCAACAUGUCAGUGGAAAUCAAUGGCACAAUCUACGCUGGAGUGCUGUUUGCCCAGAAGCCGGUCGUCCACCUCAUAGCUGGAUCCAGCACGCAGAGUACCGGUGGGGGGGGCAGCAGCAGCAGUAGCUCCCACUGCUCCCCCAGCCCCACCUCCUCGCGGGGCACUCCCAGCGCCGAACCCUCAACCAGCUGGUCUCUCUGAGGGAAACCGAGGGGCAGGUCUC